Messenger RNA from Saccostrea cuccullata (small rock oyster), 2028 nucleotides. Its product is annotated as ras-related protein Rab-22A-like. NCBI's taxonomy places the organism in Eukaryota, Metazoa, Mollusca, Bivalvia, Ostreida, Ostreidae. The record is from RefSeq and is a predicted model, not a curated record. The coding region runs from base 118 to 729 and encodes 203 amino acids. Gene Ontology annotation, biological process: vesicle-mediated transport. The transcript is spliced from 7 exons. Gene Ontology annotation, molecular function: GTPase activity; GTP binding.
UCAUGUGACUCAAUUGCAAAAUGGUAGCUGUGGAACCUAGCGAAGGUUAGAGAACGAAAUGAAGGCAUAUCUAAUGAAUUGGAAAGAGAGUUAAAUAAAGAGAAAUGUCGAAAAGUAAUGGCAGUUCGUGAAGUUAAAGUUUGUUUACUGGGGGAUUCGGGAGUUGGGAAGUCCAGUAUUGUUCUGCGAUUUGUCAAUGAUUCUUUCAAGCCAGCAUUAGAGAGUACAAUAGGUGCUUCCUUUAUGACCAAGAGAGUAGAGGUGUAUGAUGUAUCGUAUCAAUUCCAGAUAUGGGACACGGCAGGCCAAGAAAAGUAUAGGUCCUUGGCUCCCAUGUAUUACAGAGGGGCAGCUGCUGCCAUCAUUGUGUAUGACAUCACAAGGGAGGCCACCUUUAGAACCGUUAAGGACUGGGUGAGGGAGUUAAAAAGAAACGGCACACCAGACAUGGUGAUAGCUAUCGCGGGAAACAAAAGUGACCUUAAUGACCUGAGAGAGGUCAGAUAUCGUGAUGCUGAAGAGUACGCCCGGUCCAUAGGGGCCCUCUUUAUUGAGACAAGUGCUCUGUCAGCAGUUAAUGUACCACAGCUGUUUACCGCAAUAGCUGAUGGACUUCCUCCCGAGGACCCGGUGUCUGCCCGACCAGGAGGUACUAUCCACCUACGUCCCCAGGACAAAAACGCAGAGACAAAGUCAUCCUGUUGUGGAUCCAAGAACAAGCCAAGAUGACCAAGUGAUCUUUAGAGAAAUACCUCCUAUCAUAAAAUUUUUAUACACGAUCAUUUUUUUUUAUUGAAAUCAUGAAGAUUUUUAAUUUAUAUAUAAUCUCAUACAAUUGAACACAUUUUAGGCAUAAUGUGAAAAAGUGAAAAAGAUGCUGUAUUUGAAUAUAAUUACAAGUUAGUGCAUGUAUUAUUUCUAGUGGUGUUUGAAACACAUUUAUGCUGUAUAUUGCUACUUGUGCAUCUAGACGUUUGUUUAUCAGCUGUUUUUUAAUGAAAGUCUCUUUAGAGGUUUAUUUGAUAUGCACUUAAAAACCAAGUUAUGUUAGGGUUUAAUUGAUAUAAACAUUUUUUCCAUGGAAUCAUAAUUUCAAUUCAAUACAUUGGUGUAAAAUUACCAGUACAUAGAUUAUUUUUUAAUGCACUUUAGGUACACUAUGACAAUUUCAGUGAAAAAUUUGUAACUGUGUACAAUACAUCUACAGUACUUGAUAACAGAUAAUAAUUAUAAAUUUAUAAUAUAUAUUUAAGCAGAUUAGAACUUAAAACUUUGUUAUAAUAACCCUUUUCAAUCAAUUGUCCAAAACUUUCAUACAAUGGUUCUAAAAUGAAUAUAAUUGCUUGGAGAGGGGGGGGGGGGUCAACUAUAAAUUGAACGUUUUAAACCCUAAUGUCUUCCAAUUUCUUUUGUUGUGUACAUUUCUGUUCCUCUUAAAUACUUGUGUGUUAAUAAUAUAGGUAUAUAAAAAAAAAAAAGAACACUAGUUUUAAGGAAAAUUUUAAGAAAUAAAAAUGGCUAAAGAGUUUUUUCGGGAAAAAGCUUGGGGUUAUAAGUUUGAAAAUUUCUUUAAAUAAGUAAGUAGAAAUGGCAUUAUUUAAAUUUUUAUUUACUGAUUUUCUUUGAUUCCACAAAUUAAAAAAAAAACUUACAGCUAAUUUAGUAAUAUUCUAAAAAAGAAAACCUUUUACUGCUAAUUUGGUUAUUCAUGAAAUUGGUGGAAGUGGUACUUAAGUGAAAUUGUAAGAAUUGUAUUUCUUGCAAGAUGUCAGUAUUUGUAAUGUACAGUUCAAUGCAUGGAAAAGGAUACAUUAAUAUUUACAUACUAUCUUAAUGGCUGUUAUAAAACCUCUGUUUAACAGAGAAGGACUAUGCAGGGUUGUAUUAUAAUGUAUAUCCUGCAAUUUUUAUUACUAUUUAUUAUCAGACAUUCCAAUGACCCACCUUGACUUGGUUUAUGUUUUUAAAAAGUUUUUAUAUGUUGUACUUCUAUUUUAAACCUUUAAAAAUAAACAAACAUGAAGUUUU